GCUGGGGGAAAGCGGGAGCCGGAGCGGAGCCCUGACCGCUUGUUUUUGGAAUGAUUUCAGCUAUCUCCAGCCCCUGGCUCACCCAGCUGUCCCAUUUUUGCGAUGUUGCAGCUUUCACGGCCAACAGCCUGAGCAGCCUGAACGCCUCCGGGGGGUACCACCUCUCCCCCUCCCCGGGGGACCCGUACGGACAGCAUGAGCCGCCGCACUACGAGCCCUGCCCGGCUCAGCAGCACCCGCACCCGCCGCCCCAGCCCCAGCACGGCUACCCUUUCGGCGGGGCGGCGGCGCCGGCCGGGACCAACCCGCCGCCCCCAGGCCCCGAGCAGCCCGAGGGUGCCGGUGGAGCCGCUGCGGGGCCGGCCUCAGUCUCGGGCUGUUCUGCGGCGGGGGCCGCCACGGCCAAGGCGCCGGUGAAGAAGAAUCCGAAGGUGGCCAACGUAAGCGUUCAACUAGAGAUGAAGGCGUUGUGGGACGAGUUCAACCAGCUGGGCACCGAGAUGAUCGUCACCAAGGCAGGCAGGCGCAUGUUCCCCACCUUCCAGGUGAAGAUAUUUGGGAUGGACCCUAUGGCUGACUACAUGCUCCUGAUGGAUUUCGUCCCGGUGGAUGACAAGCGAUAUCGGUACGCCUUCCACAGCUCCUCCUGGCUGGUGGCCGGCAAAGCCGACCCCGCCACCCCCGGGAGAGUCCAUUACCACCCGGACUCCCCGGCCAAAGGGGCGCAGUGGAUGAAGCAGAUCGUUUCCUUCGAUAAGCUCAAACUGACCAACAAUUUGCUGGAUGACAAUGGGCAUAUCAUUUUGAACUCCAUGCACAGAUACCAGCCGCGUUUUCACGUGGUCUACGUGGACCCCCGGAAAGACAGCGAGAAGUACGCGGAGGAGAACUUCAAAACUUUCGUCUUCGAGGAGACGCGCUUCACUGCAGUGACCGCCUACCAGAACCACCGGAUCACACAGCUGAAGAUUGCAAGUAAUCCCUUUGCCAAGGGAUUCAGAGACUGCGACCCUGAGGACUGGCCCAGGAACCACAGGCCAGGGGCUCUUCCUCUCAUGAGCGCUUUUGCCAGAUCCCGGAAUCCAGUCUCUUCCCCAGCCCACCAGAAUGGGACAGAGAAAGGUGAGAGUCCCCAGUGGCCAGGCCAGCCCAUCACCCAACCCUGCUGGCCUGCUCGGCCCAUGCAUGCAUGCUUGGGGCCAGCCUUGCUUACUAUGCUGGUACACAGCCCCAUUACUAAUGAGCUUUGUCCUACUACUUAUUUUUAAAAGAAAAAUACCCACCUUCAUAGCAUAAUUCAUUCUUCCUUGGGCUACAACAUUUACUGUUGUUUUAUGCUUAAGAAAAUGUGCUGUUUUAAAAAACACUGUCCCUUGCCUUUAGAGUUUCAUUUUCAACUUUCUGGCAACAAACUCAGCUUUUUAGGCUGAGAUGCAGUGCUGGCCACAGGUUCCUUUUCGCAUUGCCCUUUUAAUGUGCCUCGGCAGUGCGCUUAGGGCCGACCCACUCCAUUCAGGAGCUGCAGUCAGGUCGAACAGCACCUCUGCCCAUUGACUGCUUUUCCAUUACCCAGAGCAAACAACUGCAAAGACAACCGAAGGCCUUUCUUCCAACGCACUCCAGGCCUGCAAAAUAAAGGGAAGUCUGUGUUUGUUUAGUGUUACACAAUUGCAAAAAUGUCAGGCGUGUACCAGCUUGUCAGUCAACUCAGCUCCAUUUAUCGCAGU
Messenger RNA from Ficedula albicollis (Collared flycatcher), 1727 nucleotides. RefSeq names its product T-box 1 (gene TBX1). Bases 51 to 1268 code for a protein of 405 amino acids. Gene Ontology annotation, molecular function: RNA polymerase II cis-regulatory region sequence-specific DNA binding; DNA-binding transcription factor activity, RNA polymerase II-specific. The record is from RefSeq and is a predicted model, not a curated record. Gene Ontology annotation, cellular component: nucleus. Gene Ontology annotation, biological process: positive regulation of DNA-templated transcription; regulation of transcription by RNA polymerase II; cell fate specification. The transcript is spliced from 6 exons. NCBI's taxonomy places the organism in Eukaryota, Metazoa, Chordata, Aves, Passeriformes, Muscicapidae.